This is a messenger RNA of Lotus japonicus, 1478 nucleotides long. RefSeq lists its product as uncharacterized. NCBI's taxonomy places the organism in Eukaryota, Viridiplantae, Streptophyta, Magnoliopsida, Fabales, Fabaceae. Gene Ontology annotation, biological process: response to red or far red light; negative gravitropism. The record is from RefSeq and is a predicted model, not a curated record. The transcript is spliced from 3 exons. The coding region runs from base 161 to 1195 and encodes 344 amino acids.
UCUUCUUACUUUUUACCUAUAACCAAACAAAAGUGUAGAGUUUUGACACAGUCCUUGUUUUUCAAAGAGAAAGAAAGGAUUUCUGUGAGAAGAGAAGAGGAUCCAACUCAUCUUGUUCAUUCAACUCAGCGUGAUCCUCACUUUUCUAUCAAACAAGGGCAUGGCAGCAGAUGAAGAUAUUUGCAUGUCAGAUUUGAAGUCUCAGCUGAGUCAAUUACAUGACACAUGGAAGCAGGAAAUUGAAAGAAGCCAAUCCCAAAUGGAUUUAUUGCAAGCAAAGCUUAUGGAGGUAAAGGAUUGCAUACAGGGUUCAGAUGGAGAUGCAAAAAAGGAGUUGGAGGUUCUUUUGCGAAGAGUCAAUACUUCUGCUACAUUGUUGACAUACUUAAAAUCAAAAGCUAGACUCAUGGCUGUUCCUCAUCUAGCCCAUACAUCUUGUGGCAUCAAACCAUUAGAGGGGGUAGGCUUUGUCGACAAAAAUGGGACGCCAUUAUCAGGUUGGUCCAGCGAUGUUGAGCUUUCUUCAUUUAAUGACGCAGAUGAAGAAUCUUGGAUAGGAAUUAGCCGUCAGCAUGGUUUCUUAGAUGAACAGGAUGCAGCUUAUAUAGGUGAUGUACUCAAAUCUGUAAACAUGGUUGGAGAUGUGAUGGAAGUCCUUGUCAAAAGGGUUUUAUUGGCAGAAUCAGAAACUGCAGUGGAGAAGGAAAAAGCAAGUUUAUGUCAGGAAGAAAUUAAGCGGAAGUCUGCCCGGUUAGAGAAUAUGUCUAUGAAAUUAGAGGAGAUGCAGCAUUUUGUUUUGAGUACCAACAGUAUUAUAAAUGAGAUGCAGCAGAGAGUUGAGGAUUUGGUUGAAGAGACAACCAGACAGAGCCAGCGAGCUGCUGAAAAUGAAGAAGAGCUUUCUAGAGUGAAGCAGGAAUUUGAGUCUCUGAAAUCAUAUGUUAGCGGUCUAAUCACAGUAAGAGAAACAUUACUAUCUUCAGAGAAGCAAUUUCAAACUAUUGAGAAGCUGUUUGAAAAGCUAGUUGCAAAGACUACUCAAUUAGAGGGUGAGAAAAUGCAGAAAGAGGCUGAAGUUCAGAAACUGAUGGAAGAGAAUGUGAAGUUGAAUGCACAGCUUGACAAGAAAGAGGCUCAACUUUUGGCUUUGAAUGAACAAUGCAAAGUAAUGGCCUUGAGCGCUUCAAACAUGUAAAUUGCUAAUGCUCCCAACAGUUUGGUUACUUCGCGCUUCCAUGGGGAUCACCGGAGGCAUCUAAGUGAAGCUUCACUUGAUAAACAACUUCGGUCCUCUCAUCCAGAAGAAACACUAACGAAGGGCUAUCCAUAAACAUCAUUCCUCGUGGCUUUUUUUGUUUUCUGGUGCUGUUUUUGUGUCUGCCAAAAUUGAAGGCAGGAAAUACUUGAACUUGGAAUGUAAGCUUUGAUUGCUCUUUCAAAGGAAGAAUGAGUUAUGAGGUGUGUUUCUUUGCUGCAAA